CUGAUUCCUAUGAUGAAAGUGUUUACUUGACCACUGUUUGGACCCCUGUGACUCACGGCAACUCCAGUACAGGGUGCCAUGUCCAAAGACACAUUUCCAUUCUCCUCUUCCUCACUGCGCUCUCUGAGGCUGGAUCAGGAGCUGCAGGACUGGGAGGAUGCCCGCCGAGCGCUGGCUCAUAGAAGAGCCAUGACCCGGGCCCCGCUGCCUCGGGCCCCCAGGCCUCCUCCCAGGCAGCAGCGGCUCCAGGAGGUCAGGGCUCCUCCACCGCAGGUCCACUGCAGAGACACGAGCAUCCACAACACCUUCAUGUGUGGCGACAUGAAAGGAGUGUAUGCUGUGCUGAAGGACCCCGCCAUGGUCAACGCCAUGAUGGAGACGGUGCACGAGGAGAUGGUGUGGACUCCAGAGAUGGGAAUGUGGACGCUGAGCACUAAGGUGAAACAAACCUCGGCUUUGCGUCUGGCUGCCAGCAGAGGACACACAGGCUGCGUGGAGGAGCUGCUGUUUCGGGGAGCUGAGGUGAACGACAACCCUGGAGGCAGCACGGCCCUCCAUGACGCCUGUAUAGGAGGUCACUCUGUCUGUGUCCAGCUGCUGCUGUCUCAUGGAGCAGAUCCUGAACUGCUGGCUGCAGAUGGCAGCGCUCCUCUCCAUCUCUGCGCUUCUGCUCAGUCAUUCCACUGUGCUGAGCUGCUUUUAGAAGGAGGUGCAGAGGUCAACGUGAGGACCAAGGAGUCGAGGCUCACACCUCUGCAUGUGGCCUCUCGGCGAGGCCUGGAGGAGCACGUGCAGCUCUUCCUCAGCCACGGAGCAGAUGUUUUAGCCACAAAUCGAGAGGGGGAGACUCCCCUGAAUGCUGCCUGCUCCGGAGCUGAGAGGCCAUCUGAGGCUGGACGCUACCUCCGUGUCAUUCAAAGCCUGCUGGACGCAGGAGCUGACCCACGAACCGCAGGCAGGAAGCAGCACACCCCGCUGCACAACGCCUGUGCAAACUGCUGCCACAGAAUCGUAGACGUCCUCCUGCAACACGGAGCGAAGGCAGAUGUUGAGAACUGUGCAGGAUACACACCGAUGGACUGUUUGCUGCAGGUGGUGGAGGAUUUUCCGGACCAGCAACCUGAAGCAAUAGCAAGAUCUCUUCUGAACCAUGGAGCGAAGUCGGUUUCACCAAAGGAGCUGAAGCAGUGUGUCCUCUCUCCUGCCACUCUAGAGGUGAUGCUGAACUCGUACUCCUCCAUCCCUCCCUGUGACUGGUUGGACUCUGUCUCAGCUGAGAUAUCUGAGGAGCUCCGUCCUUUCUUCCUCCUGCUGCGUCAGCGCAGCAGCCAGCCUCGAUCUCUGCAGCAUCUCUGUAGAUGUGCUUUACGUCAGCGUUUAGGAGCUCGGUGCCACUCAGCGGUCAGUAAACUGGACAUUCCCGGCUCUGUGAGGGAUUACCUGCUGCUGUGUAACGACGGGACGCUCCACUGACUCCACGCUGUGUACAUACAGUAUAUUUAUCAGUAUGGUGCCUCUUUGGAAACAGUAUCUAAGAUUUAUUUUUACAUUACAAUAACCUGUUGCUUUUAUUUAUUAAACUAACAUGUGUUUUUGUCAACUUGAAAUACUUAGAUGGAGUUUCUGAAAUUCUAAAUAAACACGAUUUUUCCUCCUU
Stegastes partitus (bicolor damselfish) is the source of this 1657-nucleotide messenger RNA. It is a transcript of the gene asb16, whose product is annotated as ankyrin repeat and SOCS box containing 16. The coding region runs from base 79 to 1473 and encodes 464 amino acids. Gene Ontology annotation, cellular component: nucleus. NCBI's taxonomy places the organism in Eukaryota, Metazoa, Chordata, Actinopteri, Pomacentridae. The transcript has 7 exons. Gene Ontology annotation, biological process: intracellular signal transduction; positive regulation of transcription by RNA polymerase II. Gene Ontology annotation, molecular function: protein binding; transcription cis-regulatory region binding. The record is from RefSeq and is a predicted model, not a curated record.